CUCCUGGGUGACAGGAACGCGGUAGCCUGGCGGGGGAGUUCUGGUGCGCCUGCGCACUAGCAAGAUCGGGGGUGCCACUGGAGCCUGGAAAUGAAGCGUGUUUUCUCCCUGCUGGAAAAGACAUGGCUUGGUGCACCAAUACAGUUUGCCUGGCAAAAAUCGUCUGGAAACUUCCUUGCAGUAACGGGAGCUGACUAUAUUGUUAAAAUCUUUGAUCGCCAUGGCCAAAAAAGAAGUGAAAUUAGUUUACCUGGCAACUGUGUUGCCAUGGAUUGGGAUAAAGAUGGGGAUAUCCUGGCGGUGAUUGCUGAGAAGUCUACUUACAUUUAUCUGUGGGAUGCCAACACAAACAAAACCAGCCAGCUAGACAAUGGCAUGAGGGAUCAAAUGUCCUUCCUUCUUUGGUCAAAAAUUGGAAGUUUCCUGGCAGUUGGGACCAUUAAAGGAAAUUUGCUCAUUUAUAAUCAUCAGACAUCUCGAAAGAUUCCUGUUCUCGGAAAACAUACUAAGAAAAUCACAUGUGGAUGCUGGAAUACAGAGAAUCUUCUCGCUUUGGGUGGCGAGGAUAAAAUGAUUACUGUUAGUAACCAGGAAGGCGACACCGUGAGACAGACACCGGUGAAAUCAGAGCCAAGUGACAUCAAGUUCUCCACCAGCAAGACAGAUGACCGAAUUUCUUCUGCUGAGAACACAAUAAGUGCAGUAAUUGGCAAGAAAAUGUUGUUUCUUUUUUAUCUGAAUGAACCAGAUAACCCAGUUGAUCUGGAGUUUCAGCAAGCCUAUGGCAACAUCGUCUGCUAUAGUUGGUAUGGUGAUGGCUACAUCAUGAUUGGCUUUUCCCGUGGGACAUUUCUGGCCAUUUCUACUCACUUUCCAGAAGUUGGGCAAGAGAUAUUUAAGGCUCGUGACCAUAAGGAUAGUCUAACCAGUGUGGCGCUGUCCCAGACUCUGAACAAAGCUGCUACAUCUGGAGAUAACUGCGUAAAAAUCCAUGAUUUAACAGAAUUAAGAGACAUGUAUGCUAUAAUUAAUCUGGAUGACGAAAACAAAGGGUUGGGUACCCUUUCCUGGACUGAUGAUGGCCAGUUGCUAGCACUGUCUACCCAAAGAGGCUCACUCCACGUCUUCCUGACCAAGCUGCCCAUCCUCGGGGAUGCUUGUCACACAAGGAUUGCCUAUCUCACCUCCCUCCUUGAGGUCACUGUGGCCAACCUCAUUGAAGGAGAGCCACCGAUCACAGUUUCCGUCGAUGUGGAACCCAACUUUGUUGCCGUGGGUCUCUAUCAUCUGGCUGUGGGGAUGAACAAUCGAGCUUGGUUUUAUGUCCUUGGUGAAAAUGCUGUAAAAAAGUUGAAAGAUGUGGAAUAUCUGGGAACGGUAGCCAGCAUUUGCCUUCAUUCUGACUAUGCAGCUGCACUCUUUGAAGGAAAAAUCCAGUUACAUUUGAUAGAAAAUGAAAUCUUGGAUGCUCAAGAAGAACGUGAGACUCGUCUCUUCCCAGCAGUGGAUGAUAAGUGCCGGAUCUUAUGCCACGCCCUAACUAGUGAUUUCCUCAUCUAUGGAACAGAUACUGGCGUUAUUCAGUAUUUCUUCAUUGAGGACUGGCAGUUUGUCAAUGACUAUCGACAUCCUGUUGGUGUGAAAAAACUUUUUCCUGAUCCAAAUGGAACCAGAUUAGUUUUCAUUGAUGAGAAAAGUGAUGGAUUUGUUUACUGUCCUGUUAAUGAUGCUACCUAUGAGAUUCCAGACUUCUCACCAACCAUUAAAGGUGUUCUUUGGGAAAACUGGCCAAUGGAUAAAGGUGUAUUUAUUGCUUAUGAUGAUGAUAAGGUGUACACUUACGUGUUUCACAAGGACACCAUCCAAGGAUCCAAGGUCAUUUUGGCUGGUGGUACUAAACUUCCCUUCUCCCACAAACCUUUGCUGUUAUACAAUGGAGAACUGACCUGCCAGACACAGAGUGGGAAAAUCAACUCAAUCUACCUCAGCACCCACAGCUUCCUUGACAACAUAAAAGAUGCGGAGCCUAGUGACCUGAGACAGAUGCUGAUGCAGACCCUGAUGCUCAAGCGGUUUUCUGAUGCUUGGGAAAUAUGCAAGAUGCUAAAUGACCGCUCAGCGUGGAAUGAGCUGGCCAGAGCCUGUCUGCAUCACAUGGAGGUGGAAUUUGCUAUCCGUGUUUCCCGGACCGUAGGAGAUGUUGGCACAGUGAUGUCCUUGGAGCAGAUAAAGGGAAUCGAGGACUACAAUCUUUUGGCAGGACAUCUCGCCAUGUUUACUAAUGAUUUCAACCUGGCUCAGGACCUGUACCUGGCAUCCAACUGUCCUGUGGCUGCCCUGGAGAUGAGGCGGGACCUGCAGCACUGGGACAGUGCCCUGCAGCUGGCGAAGCGCCUGGCUCCGGACCAAAUCCCCUUCAUAUCCAAAGAGUACGCCAUCCAGCUGGAGUUCACGGGUGAUUAUGUAAAUGCUUUGGCUCAUUACGAGAAAGGGAUCACGGGUGAAAACAAGGAACACGACGAAGUGUGCCUGGCCGGAGUAGCUCAGAUGUCCAUUAGGAUGGGAGACAUCCGUCGAGGGGCUAACCAAGCCCUCAAACACCCCAGUAGGGUCCUUAAAAGAGACUGUGGAGCCAUCCUGGAGAACAUGAAGCAAUUUUCAGAAGCCGCCCAGCUGUAUGAAAAAGGCCAGUAUUAUGACAAAGCCGCCUCUGUCUACAUCCGCUGUAAGAACUGGGCAAAAGUUGGUGAACUCCUGCCUCAUAUCUCCUCUCCAAAGAUCCACUUGCAAUAUGCCAAAGCCAAAGAGGCGGAUGGAAGGUACAAAGAAGCCGUGCUGGCUUAUGAGAAUGCGAAGCAGUGGAACAGCGUCAUCCGCAUCUACCUGGACCACCUCAACAACCCCGAAAAGGCCGUCAGCAUCGUCAGAGAGACCCAGUCUCUGGAUGGAGCCAAGAUGGUAGCCAGGUUCUUUCUCCAGCUUGGUGACUAUGGGUCUGCCAUCCAGUUCCUGGUCCUAUCCAAAUGUAACAAUGAGGCCUUCACCCUGGCUCAGCAGCACAACAAAAUGGAAAUCUACGCAGACAUCAUUGGCUCUGAAGACACAACUAAUGAAGACUACCAAAGCAUCGCCUUAUAUUUUGAAGGGGAAAAGAGACACUUCCAGGCUGGAAAAUUCUUCUUGCUGUGUGGCCAGUAUUCACGGGCACUAAAGCACUUCCUGAAAUGCCCAAGCUCAGAAGAUAAUGUAGCAAUAGAAAUGGCGAUUGAAACUGUGGGCCAGGCCAAAGACGACCUGCUGACCACUCAGCUGAUAGACCAUCUGAUGGGGGAGAGCGACGGCAUGCCGAAGGAUGCCAAGUACCUGUUCCGCUUGUACAUGGCACUGAAGCAAUACCGUGAAGCUGCCCGGACCGCCAUCAUCAUCGCCCGAGAAGAGCAAUCUGCAGGGAACUACCGGAAUGCGCAUGAUGUUCUCUUCAGUAUGUACGCAGAACUGAAGUCACAGAAUAUCAAAAUCCCCUCCGAGAUGGCUACCAACCUCAUGAUCCUGCACAGUUACAUACUCGUAAAGAUUCAUGUUAAAAGCGGAGAUCAUAUGAAGGGGGCACGCAUGCUCAUUCGAGUGGCCAACAACAUCAGCAAGUUCCCGUCCCACAUCGUGCCUAUCCUGACAUCGACUGUGAUUGAGUGUCACAGGGCGGGCCUGAAGAACUCUGCUUUUAGCUUUGCGGCUAUGCUGAUGAGGCCCGAAUACCGCAACAAAAUUGAUGCCAAGUACAAGAAGAAAAUCGAGGCGAUGGUCAGGAGACCGGACACAUCCGAGACAGAAGAGGUCACCACCCCAUGUCCGUUCUGUCAGUUUCUUCUCCCAGAAUGUGAGCUGCUUUGUCCCGGCUGCAAAAACAACAUUCCCUAUUGCAUUGCAACAGGCCGGCACAUGCUGAAAGACGACUGGACGAUGUGCCCGCACUGCGGCUUCCCUGCGCUGUACUCUGAAUUCAAGAUCUUACUAAACAGUGAAAGCACAUGUCCCAUGUGUUCAGAAAGAUUAAACUCUAGUCAACUGAAAAAGAUUUCAGACUGCACGCAGUACCUACGGACAGAGACGGAACAGUGAGCCACAGGCCCAGUUCUGCCGAAAUCUCUCAAAAGGAUCUACAGAGACUUGUCUGAGACACGGCAUCGAUGGCCAUGACUUGGUCUCUACACAGAAUGCGCAGAGGACCUGGGCAGCGCGGGGCACCACAGGCCACUUCAGGAGCUGCAAGGAGAUUCCAUCCCAACACAGACAUUUAGGUCUGCACGAAUGCCAAGGCAUUCAAGCCUACCUUCUGUACGGCAUGCUUAGGAGGGCUUCAAAGAGGAACCCAAUAGACCACCAUUGCUAUCCUGUUGCUAUUGUCCUGUAUUAAACAACAUACAGUCUCUAACUCUAAAAAAAAUUUAUUUUUACAGCUUGUUCACAACAUUCAUAAUUUAAAUUAUAACUAUAUUAAAUAAGCAAACACUAUUUUUUGUUCUGAAAGCAAGCAGAAUGCUGGGCCUUUCCUGGAAUGUAUAUCCAACUGAGGGAGGCAUGGUUUGCAUGUCCAAAGGAACAGAAAUGGAAGAAUGCGCACGAGUAUCCCCUCUGGGUGAGGAAACCAUCACCGCAGCAGCCAAGUUUCAACAGAGAGGGCAGGACGCAGAGGCUCAGGCUUAAGCGCAGUGUUUAUUUCCAUACUGACCCGAUCUCCGGGAAGUAUACUUUCACCCUGGUUAAUAUACCUGCAAUGUCUCCAGGACUUGUCUCCUCUCCCAACAAGGCCAUGAGUCCUCAAAGGCAGAGCAUGGUCCUCAUAUUGUUUCUGGCAUACACCUCACAGAGGCAGCAUAGACCUCUGAGCACUUACUGAUUUAAAAAGCUAAGCACCCAAAGGCCAGGUUACAUCCAUGGCCCUAGGGUCCUUCAACAAGCACAGUUCUAGAUAUAGCCUGAAAUUCCAGUAGGGAGACGAGCUCCUCACAGGACAGUAUCUCCCAGUCAGAAUGAACCUGUGAAGCUGACCCAUCUAGACUACUGGUCUCACCCUGAAGGUUGAGACUGCAGAAGGACAGCAUGUGUGACCUCUCAGCGACCACCUACAGCAGCAGUGUGAUUAGUGCAGAGGGAGCUGUGAUGUGAGCUCUCCACCUGGAGAACUGCGAUUCACAGGGUUAGGCCAAAUACUUUACUCUAAUCAAAUUAAUAAGGAAAGUAAUAUACUAACAUAAUAUUUUGCUGUACAAGAUGACAAUCUUAAGAAUGAUCCAUGCAGUCCAUGGACACUCGAUUCCUGAUACUUCCUUUGCCAGCUUGACAAUGAACCAAGAAUACUCAGCUCCAGGUGGUGGCUGCUUUGUAUUAAGGUUUAUUUACAGAAUUUCACCAUAAAAUAAGAACUACUGAGUUUUUAAAGAAAUCAGCCCUGGUCCUUUAACAGCCAUGAGCACAAACUGUUGGGCUACAAAAGAUGCCUCAGUCCCUCUGCACCCAGACUUAACUAAGAUCGGACUCUGAAGCCCGUGUGCUCCUAGUUCUGACUCCACACGGUCACUCUGAAUCCCAGCACGCUAGCUGGGUUGGCAGGGACUGUGCAGGCUGAAGCGUCCUGUCCCCUCUAUAAGAGGAACAUGAGAGCUGGCUAGCGAGCCUGCCUAGCUGUACCGUCCUCUAUGAUGGGACCACCAGGCCACCCCACUGUGCUGCACAUGGCUACUCUGGUAAAGGGCACGGCUUUCCAGCGGGGCUAGUUGAGAGGGUAAGACACAGCUAUUGGUACUGAACAAUGGUUUCAUUUCUUCCAACUUCUUCCUUUUCCUUUUUUGGACUCCUUAUCUUUGUCUGGUUUUGAAGACUUUGAAGAUCCUGUCUUUUUCUGUUGGAGGAGAGACACGCAAAACAGUUAAUAUGUUGAUGAGUACAUAAAAUGACAGCAUAGUCUGUAUCUACAACUUAAUUAGAAAAGUAAGGUCACAGGUAUCUACUGCUGCCCCUGAGAAGCAACAAGCCAGCUACUUACAGAGAAAACAUCUAGACCUACUCAGAUCUAGACCUAAGGUGUGCCCCGUGUAAGGCAGUUUCCUGGAUUCAGAACACAGUGUUCGUAGGAAAGCCAGAAUACUCAAGAGGUGGCUUACAGAUACGGUAAUGUCUACAUGACAAGCUUCUCUUUUAAUCUCUCACAGAAGAUCUAGGCACACUCAUUUUGUGAAGCGGGGAGAGACGAGAAGAGGGAAACCAAUCCAAUUACAAGGGGCCUCUAUUCCUAGAUGUGCGACACGGGAGAAGAAAGCCGCGCACAGGCGAAAGGAGAGAAGGCUGCAGCCCGGUGCCUUGGCAGCUGCGAACAGUAGGCUGACUCCAUGCCUCAUUCAGAUCUUUACUAGCAAAGGACAAAUUGUCAACUUCUGCUCUGAGAGACUUUACAGGCAAUUCAAUGGCUGUAGGCAACACGAAUAAUUGAAGUGAACAAUA
Molecule: messenger RNA, 6498 nt
Organism: Arvicola amphibius (Eurasian water vole)
Lineage: Eukaryota; Metazoa; Chordata; Mammalia; Rodentia; Cricetidae
Gene: Wdr19
Product: WD repeat domain 19
Exons: 37
Coding region: 91-4119 (1342 amino acids)
Biological process (GO): cilium assembly; intraciliary retrograde transport
Cellular component (GO): cilium; intraciliary transport particle A
Molecular function (GO): protein binding
Source: RefSeq, a predicted model, not a curated record